This is a messenger RNA of Lontra canadensis (Northern American river otter), 1065 nucleotides long. Its product is annotated as zinc finger protein 264-like. The record is from RefSeq and is a predicted model, not a curated record. Gene Ontology annotation, biological process: regulation of transcription by RNA polymerase II. Lineage: Eukaryota; Metazoa; Chordata; Mammalia; Carnivora; Mustelidae. The transcript has a single exon. The annotation marks the transcript as partial. Gene Ontology annotation, molecular function: RNA polymerase II cis-regulatory region sequence-specific DNA binding; DNA-binding transcription factor activity.
ACAAAGAUGGGCACUAUUUUCAUCUUCAUUCUUUUCACUGAAAUGCUGAUGAUAUAUUUUCUGAGUUGUCAUUACUAAUAGGCCUUUCUGUAUAUUGGGUUUCUUUCAGAUGACAAGGGAAAACCCACGACUACAGAACUUUCCAGUUGUGCACCAGCCCUGUCUGGGGGGGCCUUGUUCCAGGAGCUAAGACAGGGAGACCCAGGGAACUUCCAGCUGGGCCAAACCAAGGAUCAGAGUGGGUCAUCAGAAAUGCAGGAAGGACACUUGAGACCAGGCUUAGAACCCAGGAGAGAGAAGCUCCCUGAGAAAACAAGCCCUGAGCUUGGUGGUUUAGGGGCAGCUGAUGGCGUGUGUUCACAGACGGCACAGGAGCUGACCCAUCCAGGAGGUGCUGUCCAUGACCGUGACUCGUGUGGAUCAGGUAAAGAUCCCGUGAUUCAGGAAGAGGAAAAUACCUUUAAGUGCAAUGAAUGUGGGAAAACUUUUAAUAAAAAGCACCUUCUUGCUGGACAUGAGAAGAUUCACUCUGGAGUGAAGCCCUAUGAAUGCACCGAGUGUGGGAAAACAUUUAUUAAGAGCACACACCUCCUGCAGCACCACAUGAUCCACACGGGGGAGCGGCCCUACGAGUGCGUGGAGUGCGGGAAGGCCUUCAACCGCAAGUCCUACCUUACCCAGCACCAGCGGAUCCACAGUGGAGAGAAGCCUUAUAAGUGCAGCGAAUGUGGGAAGGCCUUCACCCACCGCUCCAAUUUCGUCUUGCAUAAGAGGAGACACACUGGUGAGAAAACCUUUGUGUGCAAAGAAUGUGGGCAAGUCUUUCGACAUAGGCCAGGAUUCCUUCGACAUCACAUCAUCCACAGUGGCGAGAAUCCCUACGAAUGCUUCGAGUGUGGCAAGGUCUUCAAACACAAGUCCUACCUCGUGUGGCACCAGCAGACUCACACUGGGGAGAAGCCCUAUGAGUGCAGUGAGUGUGGGAAAGCCUUCUGUGAGAGUGCGGCCCUCAUUCACCACUAUGUCAUCCACACUGGGGAGAAGCCCUUUGAGUGCCUGGAGUGC